CAAGCUCGUUCUUUGAAAAGGUGAUGAUUCCUCCUCCUGGAUUCUCAACACUGAUGCACGGUAAACCUCGUCAAUCUCAGUUGUCUGUUGCUUUAUGUGGUCCAGACUUUUACGGAUCUGGUCGUUCACAGCGUCGCGGUCUUGCUGCGAUUCUUCCAGAGCAUCAACAGGCUACUUCAGAAGCACUGGAAACCAACUCUAUACAUAGAAUCCCUCAUUCCAAUGCUAAAGGUCGUCAUGAUGUUCCUCAUAUUGUUUAUCAGCGUCACUUGUCCCCUCUCUCAUCAUUUGUGCAGAGUGAGUUGACAAACUCAUUACGCCAAAUGCUUGCGUGGGAUCAUGCCAUGCCAUUCAAUACAAGAUUGACGCGGAUGCCUCUUCCACACGCAUCAUUGCAUCCCUCUGAUUUUGGUCAAGAAUGCUGAAUUUUAUCUGCACUACUAUCAGCAUUUUAGACGUGCUCGUGCGUGAUUGCACUGUGCGAGCUUUGGACAGUGUUCUUUGGCAUCCUCAAUUUCGCAAAAAGGAGUCUCCAUUUCUACUUAUUAAUCCCAUUUCUGCGAGAUUCUUUUUUUCAAAUCCAAUUUCCCAAAUUUAUGACACCAUAUUUACUCGGCCUGCAUUAUUCUGUCCGUGGCUUUUAGUAUUUUCAAGAUAGGGCUUGUCUAUUGCAAUCUUUUACACGAUUGCUAAUAAAUGUGGUGAUUUUUGAAUUUU
Messenger RNA from Batrachochytrium dendrobatidis JAM81, 717 nucleotides. RefSeq lists its product as uncharacterized. The transcript is spliced from 2 exons. NCBI's taxonomy places the organism in Eukaryota, Fungi, Chytridiomycota, Chytridiomycetes, Rhizophydiales. The record is from RefSeq and is a predicted model, not a curated record. The coding region runs from base 24 to 425 and encodes 133 amino acids.